AUGCAUGAUAAUGAUUUAGUGAGUUUCGUGUUUUCUUUUCCCUUAGCAACACUGACAUGUUCAUGCCCUUACAAAAAUGAAUAUUUGGAAUACAGAUUUGCAAAACCUUUUAUUUUCUUUCCUUUCCUAUCCUCUUUUUUGUUCUUUCUUUUAAAUGAUUUACUACUCUUUCUUUUCCUGUUUUAUCAUCCUGCUUUUUAUUUUCUCCUUUCCAAUUUUCUUCGCAAAUACACGUACUUUCACUCUUUAUUUUCUUUUUCAAUGUUUCUUUCUUCUCUCAUACCAAAGCUUACUUUAUACUUCUCACCCUCUGUCGAUCUUUUCCCCCUUUCUCCUUUCUUUCUUCACACAAAUUCACCGUCAUCUUUCUUUUUUCUUUAUAUCCAUGCUCUCUUUUUCUUUCCACUUCUCACCCGCUCCUUACUUUCCCCUUGUCUUGUUUCUUUUCUUCUCUGCUUUGCCAACGAACCACGUUCUUCCCUUUUCAACAAAGAAAAGCAUUGCACCGUAGCAACAUGUCCUUCUCGCUGCUUUCAGGCAUUACCCCAGAUCCGUUCGGGUUCAAUUCAUCGCCUCCGUCCUCACCUUCCGUAUUAA
Molecule: messenger RNA, 597 nt
Organism: Acanthosepion pharaonis
Lineage: Eukaryota; Metazoa; Mollusca; Cephalopoda; Sepiida; Sepiidae
Source: the annotation of a GenBank genome assembly